Impatiens glandulifera is the source of this 1146-nucleotide messenger RNA. RefSeq names its product probable leucine-rich repeat receptor-like protein kinase At5g49770. The record is from RefSeq and is a predicted model, not a curated record. NCBI's taxonomy places the organism in Eukaryota, Viridiplantae, Streptophyta, Magnoliopsida, Ericales, Balsaminaceae. Gene Ontology annotation, biological process: protein phosphorylation. The transcript has 2 exons. Bases 7 to 1146 code for a protein of 379 amino acids. Gene Ontology annotation, molecular function: protein kinase activity; ATP binding.
CCAACUAUGCGGUUCAAUGUGUUCUCCGAAAGAGAAUUUUGGGCCAUUGUUGCUGUAGUUGUAGUUUGCCUUCUCACCCUUCUCUUAAGAUGGUGGAAGACCGAAUUGGCUAGAAAACAUGAAGUGGAUUUGUCUUCUAAGAAACCGUCUGUGAAAGAAAUAUUAGCUGCUCCCGAGCAGAAUAGUCCUGUUUUGAGGGGGAAAUGUUGCUUGGACGUUGUUAUGACGAGGACUUUUGGGGUGGAGGAGGUGAGGGCGGCCACAAAGAACUAUCGAAUUCGGAUUGGUGUGGGGGCGACAUCAUACGUGUACCUGGCGGAGCUUGAGGGCGGUAGGCUGGCGGCGGUUAAGCGGGUGAUGGAGGAGAAAGGUGGGAGUAAGAAGGUGUUCUUGGAUGAGGUAUCGGUCUUGCUCAGGAUUUCUCAUCCCAAUUUGGUGGCCAUGUUGGGUUUCUGCUUUGACAAAGGAGAGCAAUUGUUGGUGUUGGAAUAUAUGCCCAACAAGAGCCUGUUUGAUCGGAUGCACACCAAAUACGGUCAGUCUAGGGGAGUGUUGUCGUGGUCCAACCGCAUGACCAUCGCUCUAGACGUUGCUCGAGCCCUCGAUUACCUCCACUCUGUCGCGGAUCCCCCGGUUAUCCACCGCGAUGUUAAGUCCUCCAACGUGCUGCUUGUGGAUGAUUCUCGAGCCAAACUCGCAGACUUCGGUUUGUGUAAACUUGGCCACGACCCCCAAACCGCUCAAACACCUACCAUCAUCAAGGGCUCCUUCGGUUACCUUGAUAACAACUAUCUCAAUACUGGACGAGUAUCUCCUAAGAGCGAUGUUUAUAGUUUUGGAGUUCUCCUUCUCGAAUUAAUCACAGGGCUCAGGUCAACUCAAGGAUCGACGACACUAGCCGAGUGGACGCAGGAGCGGAGGAUAAGGAGCGAUGACCCGGAGAUUUUGGCGGGGCUGUUGGACCCAAAACUGAAGGGGGAUGCAAAUUUGGAACAAUUGAAGGUAUUAAUAGACAUUGUAAACUUGGCUCUUAUUGACAUUUCUGGAGCAAGGCCGGAUAUGAGUUAUAUUACAAGUAGAAUCUCAAAUUGUUUGGAAUCAUCCAACCAUUUUGAGAUUAAUCAAGACUUGUCUGUCUCUAGUUAG